CCCAUUGUACCUCACAAUUACAAGACUCCAUAUGAUGCAGAUUAUUACUACUAUGGAACCAGGAAUCCAUUAGAUCCUCAUCUUCCUCACAAUCCAAAUGGUCUGCCCGGGGGGAAUCGGCAGUCUGAGAAUUCCAAGAUUCUGUCUCAGAGAACGCGUCCUCUCAGAUCCAGUGGCCAAAAUGAAGAAACUCAUCAACAUGGAGCAUCUGCUCUGGUUUUUGAAGAACUUCAUGCAGAAAAGUCAAAGCAGAGGAGAGAGAGUGUACUGAGCUACCAAGAGACACUCAGACAGCAGAUUAAAGAAAGAGAGGAGCAUAGAAGACUAGAGAAAGAAGAAACAGCACGACUCAAUGCCAAGAUACAGGCUGAGAUGAGGGCAUACAACCCCUGGGGGAGAAGUGGAGGAGGAGGCGCUCCAAUUAGAGACCAAAAAGGCAACCUUGUUAGUGACCUGAAUCACAUGCACAGGAUCAAUGAGGCAUCAUAUAGGAAUCCUGUGCCCACUCCUGGCACUGAAACUAGUUCUCCCAUUUCCCAUCGACUAACAGGUUUCAAGGAUGAGACACUUCAACAGCAGGACAGUUACAGAGCAGCCCUGAAACAGCAGAUAGAGGAAAACAAGAGAAAACAGCAAGAGGAAAGAGAACAGAUUAGAAUUGAGGAGGCGAAAGAAGAGAAGAGGCUGGCCAUGCAGAGGGCACGCUUACAGGAGGAAUAUGAGGAGGAGCAAAGGAAAGAGAAAAGGAGGACUGAGCAUAAGCUGAAAAACCAAGGCUGGAUCCAUGAAGCUGAAACACAUCGCCAGAAGCAAGAAAAGGUGGUGAUGCAGGAAAACGAGACUAAGAAGGUACCUCAGACCACCAGGGUGGAGAAAGACUCACGGUUGAAUUAUGAGAGGCAGCCCUCUCCGCCUAUCCCAACCUUGCAGAAAAAGCUGGCAAAUCUUGCGCCAUAUAGGCCCUCCUCUGUUUUGAGCCAGCGGUCAUCCAGAACUAAUCGCUCAGUGUCAGCACCGCACCACCGACCACCCGAUGAAAUUCCCAGCCAGCAGGAUGAUCAACAGGAAGUAAUCAGAAAGCUGUCAGCCCUCCGUGGUUAUCUGAGGAAAGAGCAGCGACAACUGGAGGUUCAGAUGGGUCGCACGGAUUCACACGAGACCCACUACAAUCUGGUAAACAGAAGACGACCGAGGGCGGAGGGCCUUAAAUCUGCACAUAGAGAAGCUGUCCUGUCUUCAGCUAGGAGUCCUUCUCCAGUUGAUGCACAUGCUAACAGGCAAAACAUCAGGGAGUUCAUCCAGCUUAAACACAGAGGUACGACAUCUCGUGAGGAGGUUCGAACCCUGUACCCUGACCCUCCCGCAGACACACAAAGUCUGGACAUUCAGCAGCAGGCCCUUCUACGUGAACAACAGCACAAAAUCAGGCUAAUGAGGAGACAGGAAGAUGACUUCUUGGGCCGUCAACUAGGUCAUUAUUAUCCUAUCAAGAACCCUGGACGUGCCACUCACAGAAACCCCAUAUUGCCAUCAGAGAGUUCUUUUAUUGGUUACAGUGGUGAGGCACGUGAGCAGAGAUCCCUUCAACCCUCAGCAGAGCACCAGGAGAGGACGGCACUUAACUAUGAUGAGGUGGCUGACAAGGGGGGUGAUAAUCUGCCAGCAGUACCCAGUCACAACAACCAGAACAAAUGCCACAUUACGAGGCCAGACUCCCACUCUGGUGAUCACAGCGUAAAAGACUGGCUGCCCGGUGAUGAAGAGGACAUGUCGUCGCUGGGCUCUGCCAUGGGGAGGCGUGUCUCUGUGGACACUGUUGCCACGGAACUGUGGCUGCGGCCUGGAACGUCAGACGCUGUAAAGCAGUGAGGCUGUAGCAACAGGAUAAACAGGCGGAUGGGAGCUCCACACAAACUUAAACACUGCAUUGCACAGCUCCCAUUGGUGGCUCUCUAAACUGGAAAUGCACAGCCACCUUUUCUGCAAAUGCAGGUGGGGGUUCUCAUGAGAACUGAUGUCCUUCCUGUGCAGUGCUUUACUGACUUACACUUUACUUGUGUGCUGUUUCUAUUUGCUCUCAUUGGAGACCAGAGUCUGUAAAAACAUUGACUAUUAGAUCACAGAAGAAACAGUUAAUACAAAACUCACUGUGGCCAAUUCCUCUUUACCUUCUACAUUUAGCACAUUAGCAUUUUGUAAAGGUGGGAUUCAGUUAAUGAAUAAAGUCAUGGUGUUUUUGAGCAAUAAAAAUGUUACUGUAAUGU
Messenger RNA from Haplochromis burtoni (Burton's mouthbrooder), 2264 nucleotides. Its product is annotated as centrosome and spindle pole associated protein 1. The transcript is spliced from 18 exons. The coding region runs from base 373 to 1869 and encodes 498 amino acids. Lineage: Eukaryota; Metazoa; Chordata; Actinopteri; Cichliformes; Cichlidae. Gene Ontology annotation, cellular component: centrosome; spindle pole; microtubule. Gene Ontology annotation, biological process: positive regulation of cytokinesis. The record is from RefSeq and is a predicted model, not a curated record.